AUGCUAGCGACCAGCGCCGUCGUCCUCGCCAUCAGACUCCCCAUCGACCAGCGCCGUCCUCGCCGGUCGUCCUCGUCGGUCGUCCUCGCCAUCUGUCGCCGUUCGUCUAUCCAUUUAUCGUCGUUCGCCGUCGGCAGCCAGGUGAGAGUGGUUUGGGAUUCGAGGGAGGGAAAGGGGAAAGUUGGGUUAUAUGUGAGGAUAGUCGAUUGA
Linum trigynum is the source of this 210-nucleotide messenger RNA. The record is from the annotation of a GenBank genome assembly. NCBI's taxonomy places the organism in Eukaryota, Viridiplantae, Streptophyta, Magnoliopsida, Malpighiales, Linaceae.